Molecule: messenger RNA, 8716 nt
Organism: Odontomachus brunneus
Lineage: Eukaryota; Metazoa; Arthropoda; Insecta; Hymenoptera; Formicidae
Exons: 9
Coding region: 7764-8669 (301 amino acids)
Source: RefSeq, a predicted model, not a curated record
UUCACUGAAGCUGUUUUCGUCGCGCAUGGGCGAAAAAGGGGGCCUAUCUGUGAUCACUGACCGUACGAGAAGUGUCCCCUCCAUGCGCCUACUCCUACGCAUAAAACGUUGCUGCUUCGUCUAUCGGUGUGAAGCCACGUCGGCAGCCGACGUUUUUGCAGCACUGAUGCGAAGUUCGUUCUUUAUAGUUGCGUUCGCUUUGGACGCUCACGCGCUGUAAACAUCUUCUAUCUUCCUUUAGCAUCGAAUAAACAAUAUAGAUAGAAUGACGUUUAUAACGCGUUUAUAACGCGUCCAAACUGAACGGAGCCUAUAUUAUUUGCACUUUGUGUUCUUUGUACUUAUAUCUAACUUACAAUUAUGGCUUUUACACAUAAGAUGUGGAAACUUAUGGCAAAACAUGAAGUCAAUUAACAUACUGCUUUAUUAACCCUCUGCUGACAACGUUCGGGUCGGAUCCAAUCCCAAAUAUACGUUGUUGGAUAUGUUCCGUAACUUCACGUUGUCAGCAGAGAGUUACGAACUGUAAGUUUAUUAACUAUCACAUUGCCUCUUCCCAUAUGGCAAGCGUGUCCGCGUCCUAAAAGCCAUUAUACGCAAAAGCCAUUACUGUGGUUAAAUUCAUUGUGUGCAUAUGAUUGGUGUUGCAAGUAUUUAUUUAGUUACCAAAUUUAUUUAGUUUACCAAAUGUAUAGUAAUUCACCAUUUAGAAAUAUAGUACGAUAUAGCAUUCAUAUAGUUACACUCUUCGUACAAAUUGUUGUGUCAUUAAUUAUUUGUUUGGUUCUUAUUACUAUAUGAGUAGUAAAGAAAACAGUUACAUGUAUAUAUUUGUAGCAAAAUUUCGUUGACGUGAUAUCGACACCCUUGCAAAACUUUCGUCAUGCUGAUUAUACUAAAUCAAAAACCUUUUGACAUGGUAAAAGUACGUGCAAAAAUAAAACGGAGCAUUCCUCAAUAAGAGAAGAAAGCGAUAAGAAAAUGCUAUCAUAACAAAAUUACCGAAUACUUCUGCAAAGAUUACUUCUUUCUACAUGCGCUGAGUUAAAAACUCUUUUGCAUGAUAAAAGUACGUGCGAAAAUGAAGCGGGACAUUCCUCAAUAUGAGAGGAAAACGAUAACGGACAGUUACUAUCAUGACACUAAAUCUUUCUGCAAAGAUUAGUUCUUUCUACAUGGACGGAGUUAAAAACCUUUUGCAUGAUGAAAGUACGUGCGAAAAUGAAGCAGGACAUUCCUCAAUAUGAGAAAAAAACGAUAACGGAUAACGAUAACGAUAACAGUUACUAUCAUGACACUAAAUCUUUCUGCAAAAAUUAUUUCUUUCUACAUGCGCCAAAUUAUAAACCAUUUUGCAUGGUAAAACGACGUGCGAAAAUGAAGCGGAGCAUUCGUCAUUAUGAGACGAAAACGAUAAGAAAAAAUCUAUUUAAAAUUUUCAAUCUAUAAUAUAUCUAUAACAUAUCUAUAAGUAUCUGUACGGAACGAACACAAUCGUCAAAAUGUUACAUUUGAUAAGCAACAUAUUCACGCUAUCGUUGCGCCGCAUUAUUUUUUCAUUUAUCGUCCCUUCACAGAUGCUAUGCAAGUGCUGUGCUACGUUGUUAUUUCAAUUUUCUUACACAUAGAUGGUACGUAAAAGUAAAUGUCAUGUUGCUGAUAUUCGCAUUCUCUCCAAAAGGCUUUUGCUAUUUUUAUGAUGAAUUCUUCUAACAGCUUAUGUACUGAGUGUAUCAGUGUUUUUUCGAAAAGUGUGUUGUACGCAUUAGAGUAAUUCGCGAAUAUUGUUUUGAAUGUAUGUUAUCUAGUACAUAAACUUUCUAUAUAAAUUUUAAUGAAAAUUUGAGAUAUUAUUUUCGUUACGCACUGACAAGGAGAUGACGUCAACUGCAAAAUCGAUUUUUAACGAGAUAUAACGCCCUCGAUAAACGUAAUAUAGAGUAUGAAUAUUCUAAAAGGGUUUAGGUGAAUGGGCCUUCGUUUCCUAAAUAUUGCGAUGCGAAGUAAAAGUCAUGAAGCCAUGCCUCAUAUAAGACACAAUGUGGCAUUUACUUCCAUCGAAGCGGCGUAGCUAAGGGGACUAUGGCUCUUGCGCUGGUACUUUCUGCACCAGCAGCGAGUGUUCGAGUCCGGCUAACGAGGCGACAGCGUUGAAUGUUUUUUUUUUGUGUUUCGUACUGUCGGACAUACAGGGUGUUAGAAAAGUCUGGAAACAGUCGAAUAUCUUGAAAACAAACUAUUUUAAAGAAAACUGUUUCAGAUAAAAGUUGUUUAGUUUGAAGAGAUCUAUAAAAGGGUGUAAUUGGUUUGACCUUGAAUCAUUUGUCUCAUUAUUUUAUGCAAAAAAGCAUUAAGGCAAGGUAAUCGAAAGAUGAAUAUUUUACGAGAUAUUUUGUAUUCUAUGUCCAAGUAUUGGAAAUUUCAAGUGUUAUAAUUCGAUGAAAGUGCGUGCAAAAAUAAAGCGGAGUAUUCCUCAAUAUAAGGCGAAAACGAUAAGGGACAGUUACUAUCUUGACACCGAAUCUUUCUGCAAAAAUUACCUCUUUCUACAUGCGCCGAGUUAAAAACCCUUUUGCAUCGUUAAAGUACGUGCAAAAAUGAAGCGGGACUUUCCUCAAUAUGAGAGGAAAACGAUAAGGGACAGCUACUAUCAUGAGACUGAAUCAUUCUGCAAAUAUUGCUUCUUUCUACAUGUACCGAGUUAUAAAUUCUUUUGCAUGGUAAAAGGACGUGCGAAAAUGAAGCGGAGCAUUCUUCAGUAUGAAAGGAAAACGAUGGUCAGCUACUAACAUGACACCGAAUCAUUCUGCAAAGAUUACUUUUUCCUACAUGCGCUGAAUUAUAAACUCUUUUAUAUGGUGAAAGUACGUACGAGAAUGAAGCGGAGCAAUCCUCAAUAUAAGGUAUCCUACAUAAUCGACUUAUUGUAUUUUUGAUUCUUACACGCGAAGUAAUACGAUUUCAUAUAAUAGCGUAUAUAAUAUCGCGCAUCAAUAACAAUGCACUCUCGAGUGAUCGCGUGCGCAUCGCAGCGUAUCAGUACCCUGUUGACAGUUUUGACUGACAGCAUCGUACUGCAUGUAUGCAAAAGUUUGCUUGGUCUUAUUUCUCAUACAAAUAGUGAAAUGUGAUAACGCGUAAUUACAUAACAACCGUCGUGAAAACGUGAAGAAGAUGGAAAGCAAGAAAUUUACUACACAUAUGAAGACCAUUACGGCCAAACGACUUGUACGAAAAAGAGGUUGGGCAAAGAGGCAGAUGCUAUCGAAGAAAGAGAUAGAAAUAGAUAACAAAAACUCGCAGACUAAUUUGGUGAAUUCAGAAGGCAGUGCCGGAGUAAUGAAUGAACAAGUAAAUACAAUUGUGCAGGAUAUUACACCGCAAGGUACGUAUAAUAAAAAUUUCCUGGAUGCCGCAGAUAACGAAAAUAGUUAUGACGGCAGGGAGGUGGCAAUACAUAGUAAUAAUGUAGAUAAUAGCAUACCUGAAGGUCGACGCAUAGUUUUAUGUUGAAUGAGAUCAUAUGUUCAACACAGAACAUAUGUUUUAUGUUGAAUGAGAUCCAUAGAACAUUUGAUAACCAUGCGCGAGGAAUUGAGUGCCAAUUUAAAGAUUGGAAACUCGUCAAAUCUCAUCAUCAUGGGUUACCGACGCAAUUGUUCUUCAAAUGCGACAUGUGUCAUUACGAAGACAACAUUUGGUCAGAAGCUCUCGAGUCUAAUAAAUGUGAUAUUAACGCAGUAGCUGUUAUUGGAACAGUAACAGCUGGUAUAGGUUAUUAUCAAUUAGAAGGCUGUACUGCGAUGAGUAUUCCUUGCAUGUCAGAAAAAAAAUAUAUUGAAGAAAGAGAAAAAAUAGUGCAUGACUUCGAGAAUACUGCCAUAGAAAAUAUGAAAAUGGCUGCUGAAGCUAAAAAACAACUUGCUCUUGAAAAAAAAAUGAAACUAUAAACGGUAUUCCGUAUAUAACAGUGGUGGCAGAUGGCAGCUGGAUGAAAAGAUCGUAUGGUAUUGCAUACGAUUCACUUUCUGGUGUAGGUGCUAUAAUUGGUUUUCGCACAGAGAAAGUUCUCUUCGUUGGCAUCCGUAAUAUAUAUUGUGCAAUAUGUGAUACAGCAAUGCAUAAAAAUAUAGAAAGUAAGAAACAUAAAUGUUACAAAAAUUUUGAUCGCAGUACAACCUCUACAAGCAUGGAAAGUGAUGUAAUUGUAGAAGGAUUUAAAAGUAGCAUUGAAAUGCACGGGCUCAUAUACAAAACAGUUAUUGUUGAUGGUGACAGCAAUGUGUAUCAGUCCAUUAUUGACAAUAGACCGUAUCGCGAUCAAAAUAUAACAGUGAAGAAGGUAGAAUGUACGAAUCAUCUUCUUCGUAACUUAUGCAAAAAAGUGAAAGCCGUGGGAGAGAUAACACAACCAAAGCAUCAAAGAAAGCGCGGUUUUGUACAGAUACGAAAAGUUGUGAAAAACAACAUUUUGAAAAUCCGAAAAGAAAUAAUGGAGGCAGUUGCUAUACGAAGAGAAGAAAAGCUUUCUCAACAUUGUAAAGCCAUAGAAUUGCAAAAAGAUAUUUUAAACAUUCCUAGUUAUGUGUUCGGUGAACGUAAACGCUGCGAGGAACGCGGCCGAAAAUAUAAAUUGAAUAACGAUGACAAGGAGACAAAUUAUGUACCGUUUCUAAAAAUGCAUGGUAUGUAUCAAAAAGUGGAAAAAGCUGUCACGUACAUUAGCGGUUAAUCUGACAGCUUAUUAUUAAAUUUAACAAAUAAUCCUGCAGAAUCGUUCAACUCAAUAAUCUAUAAGUUAAUAGCAGGAAAACGCCUUUUUCUUGGCUCAAGGGGAUCGUAUAAUGCUCGAGUUGCAGGAGCUGUCGUGCAACAUAAUACGCAACAAGUUCUAACGGAAAUUUAUAAAAAUAAAUGUCAAAACAUUUCUUAUAUUGUUGAGCAAAUGGAAAGGCGGCAACAAAAAAAAGUCGCUAUAACUAGGGAAUCUCGGUAGAUGCGCGAAAAGACAAAUAAAUGGAAAAGAAAAUCGGGAACAGAUCACUUUUACGGUCCGCAAUCCCACAAGCCCGAUCUUCCAGACAAUAUUUUUGAGCAACUUCAUGUAAAUCAUAUGAACAAAUUGCUCGAAAAUAGUAAGAACUGGAAGGAAUUAGAACGCGAAACUAUAGGGCAACAUAAAUCAGAGUUAUGGGAAUCUUUACGAGGAGAAAUGUUGACGGCUUCCAAUUUUGGAAUAGUAUGUCGUAUGAGACCGACGACGUCAUGUUGUUAAAAACAUUUUAUUUCCUCCGUUCACAGACACUGCAGCCAUGAAAUAUAGUCGCGAUAAAAAGGAAAUUGCAAGACAAGAAAUUGCUAAAAAGCUAAAGAAACAAAUAAAUGUUUGUGGAUUAUUUAUCGACCAAGAAAAUCCAUGCUUGGCUGCUCAUCCCGAUGGUUUAAUCGAUGAUGACGGCAUAAUCGAGAUUAAAUGUUCUUUAUCGGCGGAAAAUAUGACUGCGGAGGAAGUCAUACAGACCUUGCCUCAAAUAAAAAGUAUAUUUGACAGAAAAAAACCCCGACAUAAUGAAUUGAAAUCACCGCUUUUUUAUCAGGUGCAAGGUCAAUUGAAUAUUACACAACGAAGUUAUUGCAUUUUCGUCAUAUGGACGCCAAAAAGUAGCAAAACUAUAUGUGUUAAUAAGGACACAGAUUUUUGGAUAAAACAUGAUGCUUUUACUUACACGUUUCUAUACCAAAUGUAUGCUUCCGGAAAUUUUGGACAGUCGCCACAAUAGAUACAUGCCUAUUAGAAAUCCAAAAUAUAUAUUAGAAGCAAAGAAAGAAGCAUGCACAAAAAGAAAUCGUGUACAAGUUGUUGGAAAAGAUAUGGAAGAAGAAAACGUUUGCAAACCGGGCAAACGAUUAAAACAGGACGUUUCACAAAUGAAAAUAGUAGUAACAGAUAAUAUAGCUUUCUGUAAUAUAAAGAAUGAAGAUUGCAUUUUUAUUUGUUAUUCUAGUGAAAAAAGCGAUCUGGCUAAGGAAGAAAUGGCAAAACGGACACAGAUAUUAGAUAACAUGAAUGCCUCUCUGGAUACAGUAAGAAAGAAUGUGUUAUCAUCGAAAAAUAAAUUGAGUGAUAAUCCGCUGGACGCCUUGUUGCGUAUAAUAAGGGAAACAACGUGUAUUGAAACGCAAAGCGUAUUGUACAUAGACUUUCCUGACCUAAUUGUAGCAAGCAAAGUGAUAAAAGCUUGCAAAUUAUAGGUGGAAAUUGUACGGAUUAUUGGCGAUGUAUAUACUUCAAUGAAACCAUACUUCAUGUAUAUGAUAGCCUACCCGGCAGUACAUACGAAAAACUAGCAAAAGAAGAAAAGGAAUAUAUUCGCCAACGUUACCUAACAAUAACAAAAGAAAAGAUUAUUUUUGAAAAAGUUCAAAUACAACAGGAUAAAAUUUCUUGUGGAAUUUUUGCUGCUGCUUUUGCAACAACAUUAGCUUUAGAAGAAAAUCCGUAUGAGGAGAGAUACUUUACAGAUAUGCAAAGUUUGAAGCAGCAUUUGAUACUAACUAUUGAAACAAACCAGCUACUACCGUUUCCACAUAGAUCUAAUAAAAAAAUAAUAAAUAAAUAAAAUAUGCCGUAUAGUAAUGAAAAAUAAUUUCAAAUGAAGCAAUGGAGGUUUACAGAGCAUUUCAAUAAAGCCAUUUAUAUUGUGCAUAUUUAAAAGUGUCUAAUAAAAUUUAUCUCUAAGAGACAUCACACUUAUGUAAAAGGUGAGUCGAAUAUAUUUGUCUCUAAGUGACAUCCAACCUGUGCAAAAGGUAUGUCGAAUACAAUUUGUCUGUAAGAGAUAUCACACCUAUGUAAAAGAUGUGUCGAAUACAAUUUGUCUGUAAGAGACAUUGCAGCCAUAUAAGAGGUGUUUCGAAUACAAUUUGUCUGUAAGAGACAUCACACCUAUGUAAAAGGUGUGUCGAAUACAAUUUGUCUGUAAGAGACAUUACAGCUAUAUAAAAGAUGUGUCGAAUACAAUUUAUCUGUAAAAGACAUCACACCUAUGUAAAAGGUGUGUCGAAUACAAUUUGUCUGCAAGAGACAUCACAUCUAUGUAAAAGGUGUGUCGAAUACAAUUUGUCUGUAAGACACAUCACACCUAUGUAAAAGGUGUGUCGAAUACAAUUUGUCUGUAGAAGACAUCACACCUAUGUAAAAGGGGGUGUAUAUCAGUUGGACACGGGGCAAUUGGACACGGUCCAAUCACAAGUCGCUGUUCCAAGGGACCCUACAAAUGUCUCUAAUCACACGGUGCUGUGAUUGGCUGUGUCCAAAUGCACCAUGUCCAAGUGCACCGCUCCCUGUAAAAGGUAUGUCGAAAACAAUUUGUCUGUAAGAGACAUCACACCUAUGUAAGAAGAAUGUGGAAUACAAUUUGUCUGUAAGAGACAUCACACCUAUGUAAAAAGUAUGUCGAAUUCAAUUUGUCUGUAAAAGACAUCACACCUAUGUAAAAAGAAUGCCGAAUACAAUUUGUCUGUAAGAGACAUCACACCUAUGUUAAAAGUAUGUCGAAUUCAAUUUGUCUGUAAGAGACAUUACACCUAUGUAAAAAGUAUGUCGAAUACAAUUUGUCUGUAAGAAACAUUACAGCUAUAUAAAAGGUGUGUCGAAUACAAUUUGUCUGUAGGAGACAUCACACCUAUGUAAAAGAAAGAUUUAUUGAAUCAAAGAGAGUUUCUUUUACGUGCUUUAAGUGAUCUUAAAACUUUGUCAGAUAAUGGAAAAUCAUCAUUACACUUCAAUUGAUUCAUAUAUAGAUGAUUCAAUUGCAUAUACUGAAGAUAUGGAGUCUUCAACUGUAAAUGUCGUUAUUGAAGAAAAAGUGGGUGACAAUUAUCUUAUCGAAUUAUACAGGGAACGAAGAUGUUUGUACGAUAAAAGUCAUCGGGAUUUUAAAAAUAAACUAAUAAAAGAAAAUGUUUGGUUCAAAAUUUCUACAUGCAACAGAAAAACCUUGGACCAAUAUAGCCGCGAAAAACGCAAUAUUAAAGAUGAUUACAAAAGUGGAAGUGUUUGUUCAAAACGCAAAACAUCGGCAUUUUUUUCCCAACUUUCUUUUCUUGACAAUUUUAUUAAAAGGAGAAGAACGUUUUCCAACGUUGAAAAGAAAAAGAACAUACUUCAAAUCAUCAAAAAUUCAGAAGCAAUAAACUCAAUAACUCAUGACAAGAAAAGUAAUAACGAAUCUACUGAUGAAUCAGAUUCUGAACAGCAAGAUACCAUUAAAGUGCCUCAAAAAAGAAACAUUAGUGCAUGUCAAGAUGUAUCUCAAGAUAAGGAAAACAUUGAACAAGAUUAUAAUAGACGUAAAAAACGUAAAAUUGAUGAAUCCAAAAAUAUUGAUGAAACAUUCACGAACAUCAGCAAUGCAAUUUUGAAUCUUCUCGAGAGUUCAAAAGAAAAUACUACAGAUAAUGUAAAAACAAUUGAUCAGUCAUUCACUGAUUAUAUUCGCGUACAUUUAGAAAAUAUCCCUGAACCCGAAAAAUCAGCAAGAAAAAAAUUGAUAAUUGAUGCCCUCACUGCACCAAUACAUAAAACAUGUACCUUAUUGAAACAUCAUUGCACACGUGAAAUACUGAUAGCAAAGUUAUUGCAUCAUUUGGCUGCCACACUUGAGUAAUUAUGUAAAAAAAAUGCUGUUGGGUUCAAAUAAAGUUGGACGAUAAA